Messenger RNA from Darwinula stevensoni, 1790 nucleotides. NCBI's taxonomy places the organism in Eukaryota, Metazoa, Arthropoda, Ostracoda, Podocopida, Darwinulidae. The record is from the annotation of a GenBank genome assembly.
AUGGAGGAUCCCAGCCAGCGGCUGUCGGCCGAGGAGGUCCUUCGCCACCCGUGGGUCCAGAAUGGAGGUCCUAAGACCCUACUCGACACGCCUCUUCGCAUGAGGAGGAACAAUAGCGCCCGGGAGCUGUCCGCCUUCGCCGGGGAUGCGAUGCACUUAAACCGUGUCAUCCAUCAUCACUACAGCGUGGCUGCCAUGAUCGACCAGGUGGCCUUGUGCGAGGUGGACGAAGACCAUCCGGAGAAGUACGACGCGGACGACGAGGACGGCCCCAUCCACAUCAACCACAUCCCGCGCAACAACAGUCGACAGUUCGGUCCCAAGCUGUCGCCGCCGGGGGCGUCCAAGCUGGCGCAGCGCCGACUCGGCUGCGGGAAGGCGCAGAGUCUCACUCGGGAGCCGUUGGUCGCUUCUCCCUCUGGAUAGCUGCCUGGUCCAUCGACCCUUUUUUUUCUUUCGCUUUUUCUUUCGGUCGUUCGUCUACAGCUCUGUUCUCGUUCGCUCAGGGACGCUCGGUCGGUCUCUUCUGAUGGGUUGCAUCCGCUGGAUGUUCUCUGGUUUUCUUGUGUCUGGCCGGCUCGGGUAGGUGCGGGGUCGGUCCGAGAAGCUCUGGUGCCAAGUUAGGUCUCUCUGCAGCACGCUUUCCCCCUUUUUCAUUUUCCUCUUCUCGUGCUACCGUUCUUGCAAUCGUGAAAAAGGAAAAAAAAUUCUGUAUAUACCUGUAUAAGCCAAGAGGAUUCAGGAAAGUUGGAUGGGACUAAACCCGAAAAAAAGAUAAGAAAAAAAGAAGAUACGAAAAAAAAGCUCUGAUGUGUAACUUUUCCUGUUGGUCUCGUAAAGCAUCAGGUCGUGACAGAAUUCUGUCAUUCCGAGGAGAAAAAGCUACAAAAAAAACAGAGGGAUUCGGUUUCGGAUUCGAGCAGUCUGAGUAGAUUUCUUCCCUCAGCACGAAAUGGUUGGCAUACGAACACACGUUUUUUGGACUGCAUCAGUCCCGAGGAAGACGGAAGGGGAACUGAAAAGUGUUUUGCUCAAUAAUCUCUUGCACGUGGAACAUUGUGGGGGCAUGGCAUCUAUCAGCCGUGUUUUUUUUUUUGUUGGGGGGGACGAAGUUCCAUUUCCUUCUCUUUAUUCUUCUCCCGCUUUUUCUCUCGCUCUAUUCCCUCGAGUCUGUGAUCCAAGCGGGGUUGGUGUGAUGAUGAUGAAGACCCAGGAGGAACGAUGAGGGACACUUACUGCUGCUGCAAAAAAAAAUUUUCUUUUUUGAAAAAAAAAUUUUUCUACAAUUUGCUAGUCUCGAAGAAGAGAGAAGAUGGCCUUUGCAGCUCGAGUGUUGUCCGUUCCUCUACCAUUUCCAUGUUCAUAGAUUUAUUUUUGUCCAGCACAUUUUUUUGUCAAACAGGUUUUUUUCCUCCCCCCCCCAAACUUUUUGCCGAUUGGAUGUGUGGAACGUGUCAUGGCGAUUCCCAUCCCGAUUCUCGAUUGUGAAAAAGGUUUUUUUUUUUUCUUUUCGUUCCAUCAUGGAAGUUCCACUUUUCGAAGAGGUUUAAAGAAAAAAAAAAGGAAAAAAAAAAGUAUAAAAACUUAUUUGGAAGGAGCAGGUCCAGGUUUUUCAGGUGAUUGCAUUGUCUUUGGUUUGCUUCGUUUGUGUCGAGGAAUAACCGUUGAAAUAACCGUGAUGAUGGUGAUGAGACCAGACACGAGCCUCUUUUUUGUGGUGAAAUGCUGGCAAAUGAGAACUCGUCGAAUAAAGAGGACACGAAGAAAAAAAAGAUACAAAAAAGAUGAAA